UGGGAAUGAAGAAGGACCGUGGGUGCAAUUCCCGGGCAGAUCAUGCUUCCCUGGGCGCCCUCUCCUCCGGAAUUCAUCUCUCGUAAUUUUCUUUUUUUUUGCCUGUCCCUUCCAUACAAACUUGUCCAUGACAUUGCGGUACCUUGAAUUGCGGUGAAUGCAGAGCACUGGCUAUCCAUCCGCCCCCGGCUGACCGAGCUUGAGAUGGAUGUGCCGGACCAUGGGCCUCUGAUUGUCGCGGUUACAUGGGCGCUUACGGCCUUGAGCGGCGGUUUCUUGGGCUUACGGAUUUAUGCGAAGUUGUCCCGCAAGCAAGGUCUAUGGUGGGAUGACCAUAUUCUGCUCUCUGCGUGGGUUCUGCUUUUGGCAGAGGCCGCCGUCACGCAGGCGGGCCAGAUACUAGGCUUUGGCAAACGCAUUCAAGACAUUCCUAGUGAAAACAUUGGCACCAUUGGUCUUGGAGCCGCCGUCUUGGCCACUGUCUCGAGUGUGACGGUAACGCUGUCCAAACUCUCUUUUGGGGCUACUCUACUGCGCAUCACUUCGGGCUACAUACGCUGGAUCGUAUGGUUCUGCAUUGGCAGUCUUCUCGUCAUCACUAUACCGUGUGCCAUCAGCCCGUGGAUACAAUGCCCAACGCUGGCUACAUCGUGGAACGUGGAUCCCAACGCAUGUUGGGAUUCUGAUUCGGCAUUCCAGUUUGGCGUCUUCAACUCGGCGUGGAGCGCGGCGACUGACUUUGCACUUGCGCUGCUGCCGUGGCCCUUGAUCUGGCGCAUUCAACUCAAGUUUCGCGAGAAGAUUGGCGUGAGCAUUGCCAUGAGCAUGGGCAUGCUUGCGGGCAUCUGCGCCAUUAUACGAGGAGUGUACCAGGUGCAACUCCAAGACAAGGAUUUCUCCUACAACGGUGUCGAUCUGGUCAUCUGGACGUCGGUGGAGACGGCCACGGCCAUCAUCGGCGGCUGUAUCCCCGUGCUGCGUGUCUUCUUCAAGGAAACCAUUUCUUCGCACUCGCGCUCGACGCCCAGGGCGGCCGCCAAUCCAAGCGUGCCGCUAUCGCGAUUGCACCGGAGCCAGCACUCGACCAUUACGACGGUGCAGGCGGGCACAAAGGGCGAUGAGGCGGGCUGGACCGCGUUCCAGAGAGACGGCGAUACGUCGAGCCAGAAGGCGUUUUUGGACGACGACGAGGAAAUGGGGCGUGUCGGGACGGCCAUGUCGGGCGAUAUUGGAAUUAUGCAGACGAACACGGUGACGGUGACUGUUGAAAACGAUACUCGGUCGACGUACAAAGCGAGGUCUUUUAUAGGCAGCGGUAAAUAAACCUUCUUUUUCUUUUGCUUACACAUUGUAGUGGUUUC
This is a messenger RNA of Exserohilum turcica Et28A, 1361 nucleotides long. RefSeq lists its product as uncharacterized. The transcript is spliced from 3 exons. NCBI's taxonomy places the organism in Eukaryota, Fungi, Ascomycota, Dothideomycetes, Pleosporales, Pleosporaceae. The coding region runs from base 205 to 1323 and encodes 372 amino acids. The record is from RefSeq and is a predicted model, not a curated record.